CGUGUGACAAUUUUUCCACAUUGGUUAAUCAUGUACUGGCGUCAAAUAAUUCUUUACGUUUUGUAUAAUGUUCACUGUGGAAUAUUUCAAGUUUGAUAUAUAUGUAUUCUGCCUAGUGGUAGCUUAUCGCGUAAAUUCUGCUUUGUAGGACUUUGCAAACGGUUUCAAAUGAAAAUGAAUAACACAUUCCACGUGCAGUUGCAUCGAUGACCGUUGCAAUUGAAGCCUGCGAUGGCGUUGGCCUGGUCCCCUUCUCCGGAGUCUCUUUCCACCACCACCAAGGACCGAGAGGAGCAAUAGCGAUGGAUGUGUAGGCAACGGAGACCAGGGAGAGUGGAGUCGCGUCAGUGCAUAGGCACGAGCUGUGCCGUCGGGCGGAGGACGCGUUACUCGACCUCUUUUAUCUUAUCGUUCCUCACAUCGUCUUUAUCUUCACGCACAUAAUCGUAAACGUCGGUAGUUGAAUGUGAAAAUCAGUUAUGUAGCCGGUAAAACGUAACUCGCAGCACCUCGUAGCUCGAGCAUCCUAAAAAUAUACUCCGAAACGCCGAGCUCCACGAGGAGAAAGGAGAAGGUCUGCGCUCACAAACUGUGAAGUCUACAGUUCGUUUAUUGUGCCCGUCGAUGUGUGCGCGCGUUGGAGCACGCGCGCACGUCUUUCUCGGCUCGUUGUCGCGCGCGCGAAGUGUCUCUUUAACCCAUUGAAUACUCUCGGCCAACACGCACUAGACUCUCACUUCUCGUAAAAGCUCGUUUUUGCGCUGAAAUUUCGAUUUAUUUGAAUUAAAAAAAAGGAUACAUGUUGUGGAAUUACUUGGAUGAAAAAAAGAAUUGUAUAUAUUAAAAAAUAUAUAUCGUAUAAAAAUAAUAACGCACUAAUUAUCGAGUGUUUCUCUUCGAGGGAAAUUCGGUGUUUGUUCCUAUUUGACAAAAGGUUUUACAAGUUUUCACCGUACUUCCGUGGAAUGAUUCAUUCUUGUAAAUACGUAGAAUUUGCAUAAACGCGAAUGUGAAAACUUCCAUGUAAAGUGUGUAAUUAUGUAUGUGACCGCACGAGUAAUGAGUCACGUGCUAAUGAACAGAAAUAGUGGACCCAUAUAAUAGUGGACGGAAUACAGAUGAACGAUCGGGAAUUAGACGUGGACCCGUGUAGCUCUAGCUCGAGAGAAACUCCCGUUCGAAGAAAAACAAUCGAAAUGCUGUCUGCGAUUUUAGAUAGUGGACUCACUGCGAGAAAACGGGAGCGUUGAUUCGAGAAAAGGAAGAACCGCAGGAAGGGACAACCGGUACCGCGACACUGACGUAGUUUGUGUUCUCUUAUCUUGAGGAAGUUUCAACCUGUUAGAAGAUAAGGAGUGACUUGUCGUUCGUACCGUAUAUCUGACGAGCAAUUCGAGGAGCUGGUAUGUCCAAUAAUCAUGAUCAAUGGGUUAGCAUCGGAACGUACCAUAGUUUUAUUUUACUGGAACGAUACCACGCAGUGGAGGAAUCAAUCUCCGGGAUGGAGGUGAAGCCAAUACCAAAGCCGCGAACGGUAGUGACCGAGAGCAGACCGAUACCGGCGCCUCGGAGACUCUUGCCGACGACCACCUUGCCAUCGACUCAUUCCAGCAGUCCGACCAGCGAAUCCAGUCAAUCUGAAAAGAGCGACGAUGUAAAGUCAACCAGCAGUGCCAGCAACGAGAAUACUCGCAGUAACCACGAGUUCUUUCGCAACCUCAGUACAAGCUCGCGCCAAUUGAAGGAUGAGAUCUCGGAGAAGAUGACGGUGAAGGGACGCGCUGUGAUCUCCAGCACGCGGAACGCCAGCAUUCGGCUGGAGAAGUCGGUAAAGAAUCUAUUGUCUCGGCGGCUGUCAUCCUUGAACCAGGACGACGUGGUCGGCCAGGGCGGCGUCCAGAAAAAGCUCAAAGACCCGGUUGAGGAGGAUAGAUGCGUAUCCAUGCCGGCCGACAACAUCUUCAGCAGCAUCUCAUUUUACAGUCCUCUGAGCGGCAAUCUGAGGAGCAUGAAGAACGAGGAGGAUCUAUCCACCGGUGGCAGGCACAGUCCGCCGCCUCCAGUUUAUCCGCCACCCCCGCUUCCGGACGAAUCUAUCUACGACGAGCUGCAGUCCGUCACGUCGGGAAGUAGCGGCCGAUACGACACACUCAGUUCUACGGUGUCCGACAAGAUUGAGCGAGAUUUUCCCGACUUCAACCUCAGCCUUGCGCGGAAUCAGGCUAGCGAUUCUGACCAGAGUCUAAACUUGUCCGAUGUCAAUGUAAGUCUAUCGCUGGACAAGUCUGAAAUCUCUGCCAAAAGAUUGUCGAGAUCGGACUCGUGGACCUUUUACGAUGCCACACCAGGCACGAGAGCUGAGAAUGUCGACGAAGUGGACAGGAUAUCCAGCGUAGAAAAGGAAAGCUUGGAGAGAUCCUUCGAGAGAAAAAUUUCGCCAGUAGACCGAACUUCUUGUGCGUCCCUCGAGAGCCAGGCUUCUAUCCAAAAUUCUCUCUACGAGAAUCUGUCGCCACCGAAAGUUGAUGGUCGGAAAGAAUCGGAACCUACGGCGGUUCCGCCCGACACUAGAUUUCAGAGCAGCAAGUCUGUGCUCUUUGAGUUCGAUCCGUUCGCGAGAACGUCCGAAGAUGAGAAUGUUUAUAGCAAUUACGAGAACAAUGAUAUGAUGCUGCUGGAGACCCUGUUGGCUACCAAUGAUAGCGCCGACAGUACGCUGGAAUUUCAUGAGAGCGCCGAAGAGGAGCAAGAGGACGAGGACUUGACGAAUUCUGCCGUCAAUGUGACACCUCCUGAACCACCCAAAAGAUUUGAUUCCCUUCCCAAGAACGAGUAUGACGUGGCGGAAGGCGUGGAGCAGCCCGAUAAGGUUCAAGCCUCGGGUAAAAAUCCGCCUCUCUUGCCGAAGCUGGCGCAUUUGGUGACCAAAAAGCAACCCGCUGUUCCUCCAAGGAAGCCUUCCAUGAAGGCUCCUCCACUUCCUAAACCAAAUGCGAAUAUGACGGUGACAACGACAACGACGCUUGCCAAUAACGACGAGGAGAGUGUUACCAGUUCUUCGUCGGAGACGCCAAAGCUUACCGAGGAUCAUCGCAAAGUGAGCGUGAUACAAAAAUUGAGGAAACUAGGACAGGAAUCCACGGUGCACGCCAUCAAGCCUAAUGUGAUCAGUUUCGUUAAGAGUGGUAGUAAACUGUUGGGCAGGACUCGUGAGCAUAUUGGUGAGUCCGGUUCGAGGUCGCUACGAAUGGAGAGGCCGAAGGUGAAUGCUCCCUCCAAUCCGGUCACACAUAGGGGACUAGUGUACAGGCCUGGAAUGGGUAUCGAGAGGGCCAAGGACCUCGUGCUGAGAGCGGCAGUGUUGCUCGAUCGGAAAUUAUCGUUCUACGCUGACAAGAGCAUGUCUACGCUGAAAGAGGUCGUGGAAUUAGAGACAGUACACAGUAUUCAUCUGCUUCAGGAUAUCAAGACCAUGGACGGUGAGACGGUCCAUUGCAUCGCGAUUAGCGGCACGGGCAGACCGAGCGUGCACAUUUUCUACGCAAAAGGUAUCGCCGAGAGACGAGUCUGGGCCCAGAGAAUCCUCGAAGCGACCAUACCGAUCUUCUUCACCAAGCACACUGCCGAAUUCACCAGAGCAGGUUGGGCUUACUUAAAGGAAGGUGUGACAGGUACUUGGUUCCCAGCUUGGCUUCUUUUACAAGAAAGAACGUUGAUUUACACAAAGGCCUUGGAAUCUACCUAUGCUGUGAAUUUUGAAUACGUGGACCUGAGGAAAGCGCGCUGCAUCGUGUUGCGAGAUCAAGAAGGGCCGAUUGCCGGAUGCGGAAUGGUUCCAGUGGUAGUUGCGGAUGCCGGGGGUAGCGGUGCCCUACAUAUCGCCACAUCGGGCAACCAUGAGUCGACCGCCUGGCGACACGCGCUUUAUCAAGCAGCUACGAACUGCGGCCCUGCUUUAGACCAACAGCAGAUUACGCAGGAUAAUGUGCCCGUCAUCUUGGACAAAUGUGUCAACUUCAUCUAUGCCCAUGGUAUGAUGACGGAGGGUAUUUAUCGUCGCAGCGGCUCGAGCAGUGCCGUAGUAAAGCUAUUAGAAGCUUUUAGACGAGACGCAUGGGCCACACAAAUAACACGGAACUUGUAUUCGGAACAUGACGUUGCCACGGUUCUUAGAAGAUUCCUACGGGAUUUACCGGAUCCCAUAUUCCCUCCUACUAUACACGACCGGUUGUGCCUCGCUUCAGAAUCGACUAGUGAAGAAAAUAGAGUGGCGACUUAUCAGAAAUUAUUAUCCACUCUGACUCCCAUAACGUCGGCGACGCUUCGCCGAAUCCUAGCGCAUCUUCAUGGUCUCAGUCAGCAGAGCGCCAGGAAUCUGAUGACCGUCGAAAAUCUCUCGGCAGUCUGGGGUCCGACUCUGAUGCAUGCCGGCGAGAACAGCGCCGAGGAGUGGAACCGGGCGGAGACCAAGGUCGUCGCUGAUCUCAUCAAACUGUAUCCGAAACUUUAUCAAUUGUCGUCGGCCGACCUCGCCAAGGAAGCGAAGAUGCUAGAGGUUCUGGAAAAACACGUGUCUAACAAUGGACCGCGAGGUGCCCCCUCGGGAGACCUAAAAGUCUGGAUAUACAUCUUGUCGCCGAAUGGAGAGUGUGUGAACGUCACCAUCGGGCCUCAGAAGACUGCAUUCGACGUGUGCCGAGAACUCGCCGAGAAAGCCAGCUUACCGUCUCACGAGCUGUGUCUAGAAGAAUAUACCCUGUCUGGCGCGUUGGAGCGACCGAUGCAUCACAACGAGCGUGUCCUGGAAACGGUGGCAAGAUGGGGAUACUGGGACUCGGAUGACAGGAAGGAUAACAUCCUUGUCCUCAGGAAGGACCGGUUGUACAAGGACAUCGUGCCUCUGGUAAAGCCGCCUAUGACGAUCUCCGGCGAACUUAAGUUUGCGGACACCAAAACGAAAAAUCUGAAGACUUACCUCUUCGAGUUCAGCCAGGCGAAACUCUAUUGUUACAAGGAUAAGGUCUGCUCCGUAAAACUUCAUGAAUGGAGGAUAGAGGAUAUUAUCUGGUACUUGGGACACGAGCCUAAACGCAAUCCACAAAUGGGCUGGUCCAUUACGUUUAUCAUAAAAAAUAAGAAACCAACGAGAUGUAAGGAGAGCCCGUAUUUCGGAAAUAUUUUGGCUGGCUCGUCCAAAGACGAGCAAUACAGAUGGUUAGCAGCUAUGCUCUUCGCAGAAUAUCAAUUAAAUCUCCGACCAUCAGCGGUGAAUCUUAUGGAUCCAUGACCGAUUAAAGCCAUUUAGUGCCUCCAAAGUGAUUGAUAAGUGAUAUUUUUCUACAUAAACCAUGUUACAGACUCGGAACAAAUAUAAAUACGUACAUAGUGUCGAUUAACAGAACUGAUUAGUUUUAUGUUUUAUAGUUUUUUAAAGCAUAGUAUCCUAACAGAUACUCUGAUCUCGUCUAACACACUUAUGCACAUGUAAAUUAACUUGUCCUGUUACGAAUCGAUUAAAUGUGGCCAGGAACCUCGUCUUAGUUACGAAUCAUUGAUGCUGUGAGUCUACCGUUAUAAUUAAGUUAACAGGAACGAUAAUUAUCGUAUAAUAUAUGACAAAUUAUGGAAUACAUGCCAUUUAUAAAAAAUAAAAUUAACGAUAGAUGAAA
Molecule: messenger RNA, 5669 nt
Organism: Vollenhovia emeryi
Lineage: Eukaryota; Metazoa; Arthropoda; Insecta; Hymenoptera; Formicidae
Gene: RhoGAP15B
Product: arf-GAP with Rho-GAP domain, ANK repeat and PH domain-containing protein 2
Exons: 14
Coding region: 1406-5287 (1293 amino acids)
Biological process (GO): signal transduction; positive regulation of GTPase activity
Molecular function (GO): phosphatidylinositol-3,4,5-trisphosphate binding; GTPase activator activity
Source: RefSeq, a predicted model, not a curated record